AUUAUUCCACUGCUCUGAAAACUCACACUYUUCCUGAGAUAUUUACCUGUUUACCAAUUUAAAUAUCAUACUAAAAAAUUAUAAUUACACACAAGAAAGAAUUAUGAAGGUGGCACCGCUACACGUGAUAUAAUUGAAAAUCCCAAAAUGUCCUCUCAUAGGUACAACAGGACCUAACACAGUGGCAUGUAUGGCCUUAGCGAUACGAUCAAAAACUAAUGUCCAUUAAAGAACAUAAAAAUUAAUUGCUGGGUCUCAGGAGGAUAUGGGAGCUUGUGAGACUUUCCUACAACGUUGUUAUCCAAUUAGACUCCUGUACCACCUCUCUUCUUGUCAGUCUGUAGAUGCAGAGGCUGCAGGUCCUGGAGGAUCGUCUCUGGUCAAGCAGGAGAAGACUGAAAGAGAGGACCCACCACACAGCAGAYAGACCCAGACUAGAGCGGCCCCUGUAGCCACGGAGGACCCAGCACUGCCCAGGAUCCGAUGCAGCAUCGGGUCAGUGGAACACCGAACACCGUCAGAGAUCAACACUGAGACUUUAACUGAAACACACAGGCUCUUACACACAGGAUAUGACCACAGAUCAGACCCAGAGAGACUGGGCUGUCCUCCUGCUCCCGGCUCAGAGUACUUACCGGUAUUUCACCAGAGCCAGAGGACAGUUUAUUCCCAUGGAGAUGUUGGUGACGCGCUAGACACUGGCGGUGAUGAUCUGUCUUGUUCUUACACUACAGAGACGGACGCUAGCAACAUAUCCUUGGGCUUAGAGACACAGACUGAUCUGUCUAGAGGGGACUGGAACCGGUACAGUAGUAGUGUAUACUCUGAAGGGUGCCAGGACAAGAAAGUGGAGGUUAUGGUGGUAGAUGAGGUGACUGUGAAAGUGGAGGGCGACAUUCCUCCCACAUGGAAUGCAGAUAGUCACCUAGGAGACGGACAGUCCCAGGGWAGAGAUUUCUUAGAUUACAGGGAAAGCUUAGAGACCAAUCCAAAUGUCGCGAUCCAAUCCCCUUUACAUUCGCUCAGGGAURGCGYCCCAGUGUCCACUUCGAUGGGACCUUCCGAUUCACAAGGCCGCGUCCUUUUCGAUCAGGUAUUGAACUCAAACGACAGGGCUAGAGCCCAGGCUCAGGGAGGGGGAGCCACAUCAGGCAAUGGUAAAGAGAAACGGUUCCUCUGCAUGUUCUGUAAUAAAGGAUUCAGCUGCCUCCAGAAGGUGGAGAUCCACCAGAGGGUCCACACAGGGGUAAAACCCUACAGCUGUACCCAGUGUCAUAUGCGCUUCGCCCAGGCUCGUGACCUCAAGAGGCACCAGAGGGUCCACACAGGGGAGAAACCUUACAGCUGCCCCCAGUGUGAGAAGAGGUUCUCCCGCCAGGARAAUCUGAAGAUACARCUGAAGGUCCACACAGGAGAGAGGCAGUUCGCCUGUACGCAAUGCGGGAAGAAGUUCACAGAGAGGAGCUACCUCAGGAUACACCAGCAGAAAAACCAUCCCACUCUAUUAACAUAGAAAGUAAUCAUUCCACUUGAUAGCUUCUGAAGUUUAGAUCAAAACCUGCAUUAAAGGGUAGGUAGCAUAAACAUAACUGAAUGUAACAUGGAUUUGCAUUAGUAUACGRMUCAAAAGUCCCAAUGCAAAGUUACCUCACUUUUCAAUUUUUCAAGUUAUUACAUWAAACCCAUAAAAAUGCCGAAGUCAUCCUGGAAGAUGUUUUCGCGGGGUGUGACGUAAUAUGUAAGCCCCAGGAAAGCCAGCCUAUUCCCCAUGAAUGUAAACUCCAAAGAAUAUAAUCUUUU
Molecule: messenger RNA, 1800 nt
Organism: Salvelinus sp. IW2-2015
Lineage: Eukaryota; Metazoa; Chordata; Actinopteri; Salmoniformes; Salmonidae
Biological process (GO): regulation of transcription by RNA polymerase II
Cellular component (GO): nucleoplasm
Molecular function (GO): DNA-binding transcription repressor activity, RNA polymerase II-specific; RNA polymerase II cis-regulatory region sequence-specific DNA binding
Source: RefSeq, a predicted model, not a curated record